CAGCGGCACAUUUUCGGAUUCACAGGAGUCCGGUUCAAACAAUGGAUUUCAGAUUAUCAACCAUUACCCUGUAUCCCAUCCCAUCAGACAGAAAUUUUACAACAACUGGAAGGGUAACUUUGCUGGCGCGUUCAAAGACUAGGAGAAGACCGCCCAAGAACCUCCGUUAUCCACGGCACCCCAAGAGUCCUCCCAACUUUGGUGUUAAUUUAUUCUUGAAGAAGAGAAGCACGAACUCUACAGACAUAUCACUUGCAUAUUUGAUAGAUGGUAAAAAACCACGUUUAGCUGGAAAAAAAGGAGAGGGAGAAGAACAAGAACAAGAACAAGAACAAGAAGACACUGAAGAAGAAGAGGGUCGACAAGAAACUGGUAUUUGUUGGGAUUCAGAUGAGAUUGAAGCAAUUUCAUCUCUUUUCCAAGGAAGAGUGCCUCAAAAGCCUGGAAAGUUGAAUAGAGAGAGACCCCUACCCCUACCUCUUCCCUAUAAGCUUCGACCUCUAGGACUUCCUACGCCAAAGAAACAUGUUAAAUCAGCUUCUCCGCUGGUUGCUUCUUCGCGUGCAUCCCUUUCAAAGCAAGUGUACAAGAACCCGGGUGUCCUUAUUGGUAUAGCCAGAGAGAUCAAGGUGAUUAGUUCAGAGGAAGACGUGUCUGUAGUUCUCAACAAGUGGGCUAGGUUUCUGAGGAAGGGAUCCUUGUCAUUGACAAUUCGGGAAUUGGGUCACAUGGGUCUUCCUGAGAGAGCUUUGCAGACAUUCUGCUGGGCGCAGAAACAGCCUCAACUCUUCCCAGAUGACCGGAUUUUGGCUUCGACAGUAGAAGUUCUGGCAAGGAACCAUCAGCUAAAAGUGCCAUUCAACUUGGGAAAGUUUACAAGUUUGGCAAGUCGUGGUGUGAUGGAGGCAAUGGUGAGAGGGUUCAUAAGAGGAGGAAGCUUGCAUCUUGCCUGGAAGCUUCUAUCGGUUGCCAGGGAUGGCAAAAGAAUGUUGGACCCAAGCAUUUAUGCAAAGUUGAUAUUGGAGCUUGGGAAGAACCCAGAUAAACACAUGCUCGUUGUGAGCUUACUAGAUGAGCUGGGAGAAAGAGAAGAUUUGAAUUUAAGCCAGCAGGACUGUACGGCUAUAAUGAAAAUUUGCAUUAGGCUCGGGAAAUUUGACGUUGUGGAUGGUCUGUUUAAUUGGUUCAAACAGUCUGGGUACGAACCAAGUGUGGUAAUGUACACUACUCUGAUUCACAGCCAUUAUUCUGAGAGAAAAUAUAGGGAGGCAUUGGCUUUGGUCUGGGAAAUGGAAGCUUCUAAUUGUCUUCUCGAUCUUCCAGCUUAUCGUGUGGUAAUAAAGCUUUUUGUUGCUCUGAAUGACAUCUCAAGGGCCGUAAGAUAUUUUUCGAAGCUUAAAGAAGCAGGUUUCUCUCCAACUUAUGACAUGUAUCGCGAGUUGAUUAAAAUCUACAUGGUUUCUGGGAGGCUUGCAAAGUGUAAGGAGGUCUGCAAGGAGGCAGAGAUAGCAGGAUUCAAGUUGGAUAAAGGCACAACGUCACGGUUGUUGCAGUUUGAAAGAGAAAAAAAGGUUUUACUAUGAGC
Molecule: messenger RNA, 1585 nt
Organism: Juglans microcarpa x Juglans regia
Lineage: Eukaryota; Viridiplantae; Streptophyta; Magnoliopsida; Fagales; Juglandaceae
Product: pentatricopeptide repeat-containing protein At2g01860
Exons: 1
Coding region: 42-1583 (513 amino acids)
Molecular function (GO): protein binding
Source: RefSeq, a predicted model, not a curated record